Molecule: messenger RNA, 6529 nt
Organism: Bacillus rossius redtenbacheri
Lineage: Eukaryota; Metazoa; Arthropoda; Insecta; Phasmatodea; Bacillidae
Product: ribosomal protein S6 kinase delta-1
Exons: 14
Coding region: 212-2959 (915 amino acids)
Biological process (GO): protein phosphorylation
Molecular function (GO): phosphatidylinositol binding; ATP binding; protein kinase activity
Source: RefSeq, a predicted model, not a curated record
GCUUUCACAAUUGUUUGUUUUGGUUUAUUGGUUAAUGUGUAUCGGCUAAAAUCAUGUUUAUGAAAUUUCUUCUUUUGAAGUGCGAAAUAUUCUGCAAUUUCUGUAUUCGUGUGAAAUGAGAUAGCUUGGUAGCAAUAUUUUAAUUCAUCAGAAAUUAGUACUUAAUAGGAAACAAUAAUUUCCCAGUAUUUGCACUAUUGAUAAUUAAGUUAUGUCUCGCAUUACAGACGAUAAUUGGGUUAGAAGGUUUGCGGUUUGUGACCCGAGAAGACACAAGAAAGGUUUUACUGUUUAUAAGGUUACUUCGGUUGUUUUUCCCAAGCACAGCCCUGACGCUGCUAGUCGAGUGGUGGUAUGGAAGCGAUACAGUGAUUUUAAGAAUCUUCAUCGUGAAUUGAAAAUCAAGCAUAAAAAAUUACAUCUGAAAGAUACCUUUCCAGCUUUUGUUAAAGCAAAGUUUUUUGGAAGAUUUGAAGAUGAAGUUAUUGAGGAGCGAAGACUGUGUGCAUUGAACUUACUAGAGUUCAUAGGAAAAAACUCAGUUCUGUUCACCAGUAAUGUUGUGGUGAAGUUUUUUGAGUCGGGCUACACGAUGGAGGAGCAGCAGGCGCCCCCGGAGGUGCAGGUGGUGGUGACGGACGAGAGUUGUUGGGGCGACAGUGCCACGGGAGUGGACCAAGGGAACCCUGCCCCACACGCCCCUGCCCCGAUGCUCGGCGGCACGUGGCAGUUCCCGCAGGCCCCCGACAACAUCUCCCUCAGCUCGCACAGCUCGGACGACCGCACCACCUUCACCGACACUGACUCGGUCGUGAGCGGAGUCAGCUCCCCGCUGCAGGCGACAGAUUUGCAGUUCUUCGACCCCCUCGCGAAAAAUGUAUCUGAGGCCGGUGUUUCACCCGUCUCUGAGAGCUCCUACAAACAUUCAGGCGUGAGCAAUAGCAUUCUGCUGUCUACAGAGCUGUCUUCAACAACAGCUUCCAAGCCGGACUGCGUGUCGGUGCAAACCCAGGACUUCCGCAUGGCCGCCGGCCAGGGCGACGGUGGGGCGGGCUACUCCCAGGUCGUGGAGGGGCUGCUGAGCUCGGACGUCUUCCUCCCCUCCGGCGACGCCCCGGGGCCCGGCCGCCAGGACGUGAACUAUGUGUUCGAGGCAGCGUACCACGUGGGGCGAGCGCAGCAGUAUGAGGCUAGCGAGGACUAUGAGGCCGCGUUCGCCUUCUACAAGGCAGGCGUGGCGUGCCUCCUCAGCGGAGUGCAAGAUGACCCAGAUCCAAAGAGGAAGCAGGUAGUCAAGGUCAAAACAACUCGGUAUUUGCUGCAAGCUGAGCGAAUCUACAACCAACACCUUGCGUGUAAAACAUCAGCCAAUUUUGGCCACACGGCGGCGACGAGGCAGCUCUGCCCGGCGUCCCGGCUGGCACGCCCUGCUGGGGAGCUGAUCCUGUACAAGGUGCUGGGGAUUGUGAGCAAGGUGAUGCUGGUGCUGCAUUCCGUGGACGACUGCUGCUACGUCAUGAAGGUUGUUCACAAAAGUCCUUGCCCUGUUGGACCAGAUAAGCGCACAAUCAUACCGCAGAAUGUCCCCUUCAUGGUUGCAUUGUACAAGUAUUACGAGACAGAAUCUGGGAUCUUCCUUGUUUUGAAGCAUGCCAGUGGUGGAAAAUUGUGGGACCACGUGGGCUCGUACUUCCAGUCACUGCCCCAAACACCCACACGGGUGGCCACCAGAGAGGGCGAGCAAACUGUGACUAUAAAACCUGGGACAGAAGCUCCGACCAACAAAGCUGUCGUAGAACCACACGAUGGCAAGGACCAGGACGAUAGUUACUUGGAACUAAUAGAGGACUACAAGUCUUGUAAGAACGGGAUUGCAAAUCCCGAGGACAGCGGUGAUGCUCCGAACGACGUUGUGUCGGAAGUGACAGAGGGCCUGAAGAUCCUGAUGCCUAUUUCGGGCAGCAAGGAGUCUGUCCACCAGUUGGCGUGCCUACCGGACGUGGGGAGCGUGAUGUCAACACCUCGCAACAUGGUCCCGGACCUGGUGCCGCAGCAACGGUGGGACGAGGGGGGUGACGUCGCAACUACAGACCUGGUCGCCAAGGCCCAGAGGCUGUUGGAGUCCGUGAGCAGGACCUUGCAUGCCAGCGAGACUGCUGCGAGCUUCGCCUUCAAGGAGCCCAGUGUCGAGAGCCCGGGCCAACAGGAGGUCAGGUCCUUGCCAAAGAGUAAUCUGUGUGGGAUCAGCCACUCUCCGGUCGACAUAUCCCCAAAAAUUGGAAGACGGCGAGAAAGGCUGCGUUUUUCCGGUAGGAAACUUGGCCGCCGGUUUUCUGUGGAGAGGCGCUAUAGCAGUGACGACCUGUUUGAGGGCCGCGGGAGGGCAUGCUCCGGCAGCCUGGAUUGCCUCGAAGCCAAGGUGGGGCAGUUGGGGCCUCGGCUGCCCGAGGCCACGGUGCGAGUGUGGGCUGCAGAGAUGCUGGUGGCCAUCGAGACUCUUCACCGCUGGGGCAUCAUCUGCAGGGACCUGAACCCGGACAACGUGCUGUUGGGGGACGGGGGCCACGUGUUCCUCACGUACCAGUGCCAGUGGGCGUCGGUGGACUGCGUGCUGAGUCGGGAGGCGGUGGAGAGCCUGUACGCCGCGCCGGAGGUCCGGAGCAUCUUCCCGCUGACGCCCGCCGUCGACUGGUGGAGCUACGGGGCGUUGCUGUUCGAGCUGCUCACCGGCAAGUCUCUGUACUACUGCCACCCGGGGGGCAUACACAACCACACCAUCCUGAACGUCCCAGAUUGGGUGUCGGAUGAAGCCAGGCAUUUGCUCACAGAGUUGCUGAGGUUCGAUCCUGGCGAAAGGCUUGGCUCGGGCAUGAACGGCACCCAGGAGCUGAAGUCUCACCCUUUCUUCUCGAACGUCAACUGGGACAGCAUCCUGGACGUUGGGACCGCCUGCUCGUGAUCGCAUCCGGAACCGCGUAGUCGUGUCCUGAGAUGUGUUGGUCAGACAGUGAGGUGGCCUGCUGAGCUAUGUCCUUCGAGAGAUGGCGUCGGAGGCAUGAGCCCCACUCGCAGUUGGAUGUCCGUCGUGUUCUUGGCAGCUGUGACGAUGACGUAUCUGAAGCCUAGUUUGGAAAAUACUUGGUGUACUGCUUCUAGCAAGUACACCCAUUACUAGGGCCACGAUUUUUUCGCACAAGCGAAAUAACGCGAAAUAAAACGAUAUUGAGAGUUAACACCACCGAAACGCGAAAAAUAGAAUACGUACCAUAUAAACACGAAAUGCAUUACAAUAACAUCGUUAGAUGCCAAAUUUUUGUUUACGACGUUUCUUGGAUCAAUUAUCUUUGUAGGCGUUUCAAACACACUUCUCCAAUAUACAAAUAUAACAGAAGAUUUUAAUAUUUCAUAGUUUUUUCACGGAUAAUAAUCUUCCUAGUUUUAGGUUAUAUCAAACAUUGAAAAUAUUUGGUUAUAUACGCACGUUAGAAAAACAGUGCCGCCAUUAUGCGAAGAUUGUGAACAGACACCUUUAGCCAACACGCAAAGCGCAAAUACAAUUGUAUUGAGCGUAAUAAUUUUCCGCGUGCGUUUCAUAACGUAAUUUAAAAGCUGGGAAAAAAUUUGUCGUUUUUUGACUAAGUAAAUGUACUGCAGCACCCGAAGCUUUAAAAUCUUUAUGACGUGCAGCGCAUCGCCAGUGUAAAGAGAAAAAAAAAAAAUUAAUGUUUCGUGUAUUGGCACGAUUGCAUUAAACAUAAUUUUUGUAAAAAAAAAAAGUGGUUUACAACGUCCGUGACUAUACUUUUGCCGUGCUGAAAUUUAGAUUUAGAGUUAUAUUUUCAUUACAUUUUACAACAUUUUACGUUCGUUAAGUUUUCGUGGAUUUUUUUCUCUGUGUUCCUGUUUUAGGAAGAUGUAGAAACAUCGUGUAACAAACAAAAAAAAAUGCCUAAAAAUAAACCAACAGUGGCUGCACGUGCAGCAGAAUUUUCAAAAGAAGGGUUUUAUGUGAGUGACGGUAAAAUACUGAUGUGUAAAUUUUGCGACUGUCGUUUAGAGUUUGAAAGGAAAGAUACACUAAACAAACACACUCAGUCCGAGAGACACAAAAAUGGGAAGCAAAGGCAACAAACUUCAAAACGGCAGCUUUCAAUUUAUGAGGCAGAGCCAGUGCUAAAACGAGCCAAGCAACAAAAAGAUGAAUUUGUACUGGAAACAGUUGAAGCAUUUAUUGCUGCUGGAAUUCCUGUUGAGAAACUGGACAGCUGCAAACUUAGGGAAUGGCUAGCAAAACAUGUCGGUGGUGCUGGUGAUAUACCUAGUGCAGACUGGGUAAGAAAAAAAUAUAUUCCUCUUUUAAGGGAAAAGAAAGAGGCAGAGAUCAGAGAAAAAGUGGCAGACCAGAAAGUUGUAAUUAUGGCAGAUGAAACCACAGAUAAAGCAAAUAACUGUGUGUUCAAUAUUCUUUUCCAGAUAUUGCAACCAGGGGCAGAACAUAGCAUUUUACUUGGAGCAUCAUGUGUACUUGAAGCUGCAAAUGCUGUCAGCUGCUCGAAAGCUGUGAUUGACAUAUGCACCAAGUAUGAAAUCAAAGAAGAAAACAUAGUUGCAUAUGUAACUGACGGUGCUAGAUAUAUGACCAGAUCUGCAAGCACUUUGAAAGGUAUAUUUGGUGAACAUGUGUACCACGUGCAGUGCUGGGCACAUAAAAUCAAUCUGGUAGGGCAGAUCUGGCAGAACAGUUUGGAGGAUUUAAACCUGUUUGUGAUCAAGGUAAAAAAUGCUUUUUUGAACACACGAAAGAGACGGCAUGCUUACCUCAACUUUUUGAGGGACAAGAAUGGAGAAGAUAAUGCGAAGAUGUUUCCACUGCCCAUUGUGACACGAUGGAACACGUGGUUUCAUGCUGUUUUCUACCUGGCUGACCACCUGCAUAACAUUGUUAGCUUCUUCGAACAACUGAGUGAAGAAAAUAAUGCUGGUGUGAAAUUCAUAAAGGGACUGCAAGAAACUGAGAUACAAGCCCUGGAAGCUCAGUGUGUGUUUGUCACUGAAAAUUGUGCCUGCUUUGUUGACACAAUAAACUUCUUGGAGGGAUCCUCCUACCCAACUGCCCACCUCCUCUAUUCAAAGCUUCAGAAGCUUCAAAUUUCAUUGGAAGUUCUAACAAAAGGAAUUUUUCCAGAGAGUGUUGAAAAGUUACUGAGCAAAAUGAAAAGUGUUCAGUCUGCAGCCUUGAAAGAACUGUUCAAACAGACAUCACAGCUUAGCUUACUAAAGCUACAUGAUUUGGUCUCAAGUGAUCCUUCUCAUGCACUUUUUCGUGAUAUUUAUGCCCUGCUCAACCCCAAAAAUAUUGGGAAUGUGAGUAUAGAAGGCAAAAACUUCUCCAAAAUGGUUGAUUCUCUACCGUUCCUACAAAAUGUGCCAAGAACUGCAGUGGCAGCAGGUUAUAUGUCCCUUCAAAAGCUUGUAAACAUUGAACUACAAAAACCACACACAGACAAUGUAGACAUAGUGAACCUCAUGUGUCAACUAAAAUGUGACUUUCCUGAAUUUGCUGCAGCUGCACUAAAAUUAAUGUGGAUACCAACAUCAAAUGUUGACACUGAAAGGUCAUUUUCUAAAUAUUCUGUAAUUGUCAGUGACCGGAGAAGAUCUCUUUUGCCUGAGAAUGCAGAACUUUUAACUAUGGUCGCUUUCUCAUGAUUUGUGAAUAAUGAUAACCAAUAUAAAAUACUGCCACCUAUAUAUAAAUGUGCCUUUACCAAAUAUGAGAAGAACAAUGUCAAAAUUAUGUCCUAAGUUAUGUUUAUCGUGUUUUUAUACUUGCUUUUAUACACAAUCUACACCGUUAGUAUUUAUUUACUUUGAACAAUGUUUUAAUUAACUUUAAGCAAAAAUUGUAAAUAUUAAAAUAAGGGAUUAUAAUUACAUUUAAUAUCACUGUCCUUAAAUCUUCGAAAUAAAUCAUAAAGACAAUACAAAAGAAAUUUGAAUUUUUAUGACGAUAAAGACGAAAUCUCAAAAUCUUUAGGACGAAAUUUCCCAAAAAAUAAAACCGUAAAAUCUUGGCUCUACCCAUUACUCACAAGCACUAUACCUGAGUUGUGGUACAGAUGUAUGAUAAUCUUUUGCCAGUGGGGUUGUUCUGGCCAACUGCCUACACCAAAGCUUGUGUGCUUGCAUAUUUAUACAGAGUUUAUUUAUUACCAAACAAAACUUUUUUAUUGAAGGAAUGUUCAUGCUCUUUGCAUUAUAAAGUAAGCCAUGUACUUUUUAUUGUUUCUGUGGGAUGAAUUUCAUUUAGUUGGAAGAUGUGUGUUUAAUUUAUAAAUUCAGUUGAUCCUUAGUUACCUGUUGUUAUGGAGAAAUUUUUAGUGUUACAAAUAACUCUGAAACCAGUUUGUAAGAUUCUGCAUUGGAAACUAGAGUGCUAGCUAGCGUUUGCCAGUGCAUAGCCCAUACUUCCCUCAUUCCUUUGUGUACUUCUGUUUGCUAGUGACAAUAAAUGAGUUUGUAAAUGUGA